UCCAUGUCGUAUGCCUACGCCCCAGCAACACCCGCCCCCUCAGAGCCCACCACCCGCUCGCGCACCCUCCUCUUCCGCUCCUACCGCGACUCUCUCCCGCGCACCUCCAAGCAUCGCGCCAGCUUCCAGUACGAUCCCGCCGACUCCUUUGCCGGGGACGAUGAGCGCCAGGGGCUGAUUGCCGGGAGCGCAAGCGGGAGUGGUGCUCAGAAUGGGCGCGGGCAUGUUGCGCUGGAUGUGGAGGGGGAGGGGUUGCCGCCAAAGUGGGUGGAUAUUACGGAGCACGUAGAGGAGAUUCUGGCGGAUACGAAACAGAAGAUCGCAACCCUCGACAAGCUCCACGCAAAGCAUGCCCUGCCCGGCUUCUCCGACCGCACAGCCGAGGAGCGCGAGAUCGAGUCCCUCACGAACGAGAUCACCCGGAACUUCCGCACCGCGCAAACCCUCAUCCAGCGCAUCACCGCCGCCCCGUCCGCCUCCUACCCGCCGGGGCCGCACACCUCGGAAGCCCGCGCGGCGAAAAACGUGCAGCGCGCGCUCGCCGCGAAGGUGCAGGACAUGAGCGGCGUCUUCCGCAAGAAGCAGCGGGUGUACAUGGAGAAGCUGCAGGGCCACGCGAUCAAGAACCAGGACCUGCUCAUCGCGUCGGGGACGAUCUCGCCGCCGCUCCGCGGGCACGAGGCGAUGCACUCGCUGGACGAGGACGUCCAGGCUACCGCCCUUGCCCACCUCCCGCCCGACCCCGCGCUCGCCACGCGCACGCGCGAGCUGCACCAGCUCGCGGACUCCAUCGCCGCCCUGGCCGACCUCUUCAAGGACCUCUCCGCGCUCGUCAUCGACCAGGGCACGCUCCUCGACAGCGUCGAGUACAACAUCGAGACCGCCGCCGCGCGCGUCGAGGAGGGCGCGCGCGAGCUGCAGGUCGCUACGCGCUACCAGAAGAAUACCGGGCGGAGGAGGUGCAUCUUUUUGCUCGUGCUGGUGAUCGUGCUGUUGGUGGUCGUGUUGGUUGUUAAGCCGAAGCGGCGUGGGCGGGGGGCGGCGCCGGUGCCUGAACCUACAGGUUCGGUGGGAGAAGCCGUGUCGAUACCGAUGUCGGUGCGGUUUGGUGGGGUGAGAUAAUGGAGAGACGAGGGGAUGGGUGGAUUGUAACUUAUUUCUUGUAUAAUGACGCGUACAUUCCUAUCGCCGUUAUACCCGGUAUAUAUCGCAGUAAUACGAGUGCUCACUUCACGUGGCCGGAUUCCUUAUGUCUAUCACGUCAUUGACACACCCGAUGCAUACCCCAGCCUACAUCUGUAAACUACACUACAGCACUCUGCGCGAGCAUACUUAUGCUACCACUUCACCGCCAGCCCAAC
Gloeophyllum trabeum ATCC 11539 is the source of this 1361-nucleotide messenger RNA. Its product is annotated as t-SNARE. Bases 4 to 1122 code for a protein of 372 amino acids. Gene Ontology annotation, cellular component: SNARE complex; endomembrane system; membrane. Lineage: Eukaryota; Fungi; Basidiomycota; Agaricomycetes; Gloeophyllales; Gloeophyllaceae. Gene Ontology annotation, molecular function: SNARE binding; SNAP receptor activity. Gene Ontology annotation, biological process: intracellular protein transport; vesicle fusion; vesicle-mediated transport. The transcript is spliced from 6 exons. The record is from RefSeq and is a predicted model, not a curated record.